Messenger RNA from Brassica oleracea var. oleracea, 2279 nucleotides. RefSeq names its product protein ecdysoneless homolog. Bases 152 to 2095 code for a protein of 647 amino acids. The transcript is spliced from 4 exons. The record is from RefSeq and is a predicted model, not a curated record. Gene Ontology annotation, cellular component: nucleus. NCBI's taxonomy places the organism in Eukaryota, Viridiplantae, Streptophyta, Magnoliopsida, Brassicales, Brassicaceae.
ACCCUACCGCGGGUGUUUUCGGAAUAUAAGAACUGGUGAUUCCAAAACCUUCUCGUCCUCCCAGAAGUUUUCAGGGUAUUCUUUUUUUUUCUUCAGUAUACAUAAAUACGUCGUCGGCGGUGAAUAGGUUAGUCAUCAGAAGUAAAGAACAAUGGCGCACCUUGAAUCGGAAUCUUCUUUCUUCCCUCAAACCUCUUCUCGACUCCCAGACGACACCGUUUUCUUCUCAAUCUUCCCCGACGCCUCCCUCUCCGCCUCAGGAUCCGAACCCUCCGCCGCUCUCCAAUCACUCCACCUCCAAAUCAUCGACUUCCUCUCCCCCUUCACUUCCCCCUACAUAUGGCAGCACGAGCCCUUCUCCCUCUCAAUCUCCCUCUCCCCCUCCGCCUCUUGUCCUUGCACCGAUACUCCUCUCCCUCAUCUCCACGGGAAGCUCAAGUACGGCGACAACUUAGAGGACGAAUGGUUCGCAGUCUUCCUCCUCUUCCGCAUCUCCGCCGCGUUCCCGUCUACUUCCAUCCGCGCGUGGGACACCGACGGCGAGUUUCUCCUCAUCGAAGCCGCUUUCCACCUCCCUCGCUGGCUCAACCCCGAGACGAGCCGCAACCGCGUCUUCAUCCGCGGCGGCGACCUCCACAUCGUCCCGCGCAGCCGCCUCCCGGAUCCUUCCUUGCUCGCCUCCCUGCGGUUUCUCCUCGAGCGCGGGGGUAGCGAGUCUCGCGCGUCGGAUCCGGUUCAAACCGCGUUGAAGAACCGGGUCUCCGGUUAUCCCGAUAGAGCGUGGAGGAGUAUGCAUCGCGUUAGGGUCAGAGUCCCCGUCUCCGUGGCGCACGUGCUGAGGCACGAGCCUUUUUUAAUCUCCCUUGCCGUUGAAGGCUUCUACGACCGUGACGUGGACUCGAUGAAGCACGCAGCGAAGAUGGAGAAGUUUUUAAACAGCAGAGAAGAGGAGCACGUGGUUGUUAAUGUCAAGAUGUCACGUGCGAUGUACGCUCAGCUCGUGCAGCAGAAGUUUCAGGCGCCGAGUUGUUACCCGAUGCCGGGCGUUAGCGAUCGGGAGGCUUACUCUGAAGCUGAGAUAGGGAUGAAGAUCGCUUGCGGUAUGGAGAUGAUGUAUCAGGAGAGGAAGAAGGAAGGUGAAGAUGGGAGAGGGAGUGGUUGGAGCAAGUAUAAGGAGAAUCUCGAGAAGAGUGGCUAUUUUGAAGGUUUGCUUGCUGGGUCCAAGGAGUACAAGAGGUUGAUGGAGAACGCUGAGGAGUAUUAUCAGAAGAGUUCGUCUGUUUCAAGAACAAGAGAGAUUAUGAGUGCGCCUGUGAGACGUAUCGAUGAGAUUCUUGCUUUACCUUACUCGGAGGAUGACUUCAAGGGUCAGGAAGUUGCUGUUUCUGAUAGUGAUUCUUGGCUGUACGAUGGUGAAGAUGAGUUGAACUCUGUUCUUCAAGAGAGGCAGAAGGAGAUGGAGUUUUAUAACGAGAAGAAGGAGAGGAAACAGAAGGGGAAGGGGAAGGAAGAAGGUGGAAGCUCGUCUGAUGCAAACGUGAAUAAUUUUGAUCUUGGUGAUAUCUCAAAGUCGAUGGAACAAUUCAUCCAGAAGGUGUCAAGUUACAAAGGAGCAGAAUUGCCACAAAACAGGGAUUUUAAAGAAGUGAAUCUAGAUGUGGACCGUUUCAUGAAAGAUAUUGAGUCAAUGCUAGGUGGUCAAGAACAAGAUGAAGAUGAGAGUGAUGGUUCAGAAGGAUCUUCCAUGGACAUGGAUUUUGAAGAUGAAAGUGAAGGAGAAGAUCCUAACGAUGAUGAGAAGGAAGCCUUUAUGGAGUCCUACUCUGGAGCAAUGAAUGAGGAGCUUAAGAACUCAACUCUUGACAAGAGCUUUGAACAUGUGAAUCAACAUUCUUCCAAGCAAAACGGGGAAUCUUCAAAGACUACAGAAGAGAAGGAAGAUGAUGAUGAUGAAUUUACACCAAUUGAUGCAGAUUUCAACUUGGUUAAGAACCUACUUGAAUCCUACUCUUCACAACAAGGUCUUCCUGGUCCUGCUUCCAAUUUACUCGGCCUCAUGGGUUUGCAACUUCCAAAGGACUCCAACGACAAGUAGUGAAAUGAAGGUUUUAUAUCUGAACAAAGCGUAUAAACAUGUUUGAAAUUUACUUUGGUUUACUACUUUACGAGAUCUAUGUUACUGAUUAUAUAACGUGUACAACGCUGGGGAUCUUGUGUUGUCGGAAAUAAGCACAUGACAUGUGAUUGAAGAAAGAAUCAAUUAAACAGAACCUUAUAUA